Messenger RNA from Chinchilla lanigera (long-tailed chinchilla), 3455 nucleotides. RefSeq names its product solute carrier family 16, member 9 (gene Slc16a9). Lineage: Eukaryota; Metazoa; Chordata; Mammalia; Rodentia; Chinchillidae. Gene Ontology annotation, biological process: monocarboxylic acid transport; transmembrane transport. The transcript is spliced from 6 exons. Bases 205 to 1737 code for a protein of 510 amino acids. Gene Ontology annotation, molecular function: monocarboxylic acid transmembrane transporter activity. The record is from RefSeq and is a predicted model, not a curated record.
GCCCGCCCGCCCGCGGGGCGCCCGCCCGCCGCUGCACGCCCGCCUUCCCAAAGCGGUUCUUCUCCGCGGAGGGCAGAACUUGCCGGACUCUGAGGGUGCAUUUUGCAGGGAGUGGAAAGGAAGAAGGAAGAGGAAUCCUAGUGGCGGCGGCGGGAAAGGUGUCCCCAGGACCUGCAGAGAACCCCGCCUUAACGUCACCGUACGAUGGAACGUAAGAAGUCACCCGACGGCGGAUGGGGCUGGGUGAUUGUGUUCGUGUCCUUCUUCACUCAGUUUUUGUGUUACGGGUCCCCGCUGGCGGUUGGAGUCUUAUAUAUAGAGUGGCUGGAUGCCUUCGGUGAAGGGAAAGGAAAAACAGCUUGGGUCGGGUCCCUGGCAAGUGGAGUUGGCUUGCUUGCAAGUCCUGUCUGCAGUCUCUGUGUCUCAUCUUUUGGAGCAAGAUCUGUCACAAUCUUCAGUGGCUUCAUGGUGGCUGGAGGCCUGAUGUUGAGCAGUUUUGCCCCCAAUAUCUACUUUCUGUUUUUCUCCUAUGGUAUCGUUGUAGGUCUUGGAUGUGGUUUAUUAUACACUGCAACAGUGACCAUCACGUGUCAGUAUUUUGACAGCCGCAGAGGCCUUGCACUUGGCCUGAUUUCAACAGGUUCAAGCGUUGGCCUUUUUAUCUAUGCUGCUCUCCAGAAGAUGUUGAUUGACUUCUACGGGCUGGACGGCUGCCUGCUGAUUGUCGGUGCUUUAGCUUUAAAUAUAUUAGCCUGUGGCAGCCUGAUGAGACCCCUGCAGACCCCUAAUUAUCCUUUGCCUGAAAAACCAGCUCCAGAAAAUGUGCCAGACACAUACUGCAUUUACAACGAGAGAGAAAAGAACCUGGAAGAAAGCAUAAACAUUCUGGAGAAGAGCUACGGCAAUGAGGCCAAGUGCAAAGGCACAUUGGCCAACGGUGCCUGGAAGCAGGAGAAUCUUCUUCUUAAAAGCCCCACAGCAAUGGCACCUGCAAAAGAACCUGAGACCUACCGACAGAAAGUUGCCAGACAGACAUAUUUUUGCAAACAGCUUGCCAAGAGGAAGUGGCAGUUGUAUAAAAACUACUGUGGCGAGACUGUGUCUCUUUUUAAAAACAAAGUAUUUUCUGCGCUCUUCAUCGCUAUCCUGCUUUUUGACAUCGGGGGGUUUCCGCCUUCACUGCUGAUGGAGGAUGUGGCAAGAAGUUCCAGUGUGAAAGAAGAGGAAUUUAUUAUACCUCUUAUCUCCAUUAUAGGCAUUAUGACCGCCGUUGGAAAACUCCUCCUAGGGAUUCUGGCUGACUUUAAGUGGAUCAACACUUUGUAUCUUUAUGUAGCUACGUUAAUAACCAUGGGCCUGGCCUUGUGUGCAAUCCCGUUUGCCAAGAGUUACGUGACACUGGCAAUACUUUCUGCCAUCCUAGGGUUCCUCACUGGUAAUUGGUCCAUCUUCCCAUACGUGACCACCAAGACUGUGGGGAUUGACAAAUUAGCGCAUGCCUACGGAAUAUUAAUGUUCUUUGCUGGACUCGGAAAUAGCCUUGGACCACCAAUUGUUGGUUGGUUUUACGACUGGACCCAGACCUAUGACAUUGCAUUUUAUUUCAGUGGCUUGUGCGUCCUGCUGGGAGGUUUUAUUCUGCUGCUGGCAGCCUUGGCCCCCUGGGAUACGUGUAAAAAACAACUUCCUAAGCCAACACCAACAACUUUUUUGUACAAAGUUGCCUCUAAUGUUUAGAGGGAUAUUGGAAGACACUAUUUUUUUGCCAUUUUAUACCAUAUCGCAAAAAAUAUUUUGACAAUUUUCAAGCAGGCUCUCUUGAGUCAACACUGUUUUCUCAUAGCAGACUUUGACGGUGGCUGACUCUGAAUGCAUUUUUAAACUUUUUAUAUAUCCUACUCUUUAUAUAUUCUGUGUGUAGCCUUUAUCCCCUGUACCGCUCUCCCCCAAGAAAUGGAACUAUUUUUUAUUGUUGUUCACUAGUUCUUAACAUCGUAAAACUUUUGACCAGCCUCUGAAGGCUUUCUCAGUGGAAAGUAUGGAUUUUCUGCUGACUCCUCUGUUCUCCUGCAAGGGGCCCAGUAUCUCUUCUGUUUUGAAGCUGGUGCAAGCCUUGUGAUGGGCAUAUGUGAAGGCCACUGGGCGAUAAAUCACUCUGUGGUUGACCUUCUCCUCAACAGGCUCCCAGCCACUCCAUCAGGAAGUGAAAGUAGUUAUAAAACAGCAUCAAGACUUGCAGUGCAACAAAUGGAUCAUUUAAAAGCCUCUUUUAUAGUCAUCCGUUUUCAUUAUUUUAUUUUACUUGCCUUGCUUUAGCACCUCUGUGUGUCUGCUGCCUUCUGCACCGGAACGUUUCACCUAAGGUGUUUGCUGGGGUGCAGGCGGACUCCAAGCAGAGGAGCAGCCUUGCUUCAGGGCUGGCCGUAGACCCUGGCUCAGUCUGUCAGCAUCCACUCCGCUGGCGCUUCCCAGAAAGUGCUGCCUUUACCUGCUUUCAAGUAGGAAAUGCAUUUUGGACCAUUCCAUGUGGCAAACGGGGCACCUCCGUUUGUUUUUGGCACAGUGGGGACGGGUUACAAGUGCUUGUACAUCUUCCUAAUGAAGCCUUUGUUUGCCACAAUCAGAUUUUCCCACCAUCACAUUUUAAUUCAAGUGCAGAACUAAAAAGUGAAUAUGUGGUGUGUGUGUGUGUGUGUGUGUGUGAGUGAGCUAAGUCUACGUGGGACAUGGGAAGGGGAAAAGGCCAUCAGAAAUUGAGCCCCUUUGCUCAAGAAGAAGUUCUCGGAAGAAAAUGUUGAAUAAAUUGCUAUUUUCCCCCCAGAGAAAUGGGUUUUAAACAAUGGUGUGCAAUGGAAUCCCUUAUUGAUCCUUUAAACAUAUAGGUGCCUGGGUGCCACACUUAGAGAUUUUCAUUUAAUUCUACAGAUCUAGGCUGUGGCCCAAAACAUCUGUAUGUUUAACAGGUUCAGGUGAUUCUGAUAACGUAGUCUGGGGUGAGAAUGGCUGUUAUGAGAUUGGCCAUAGAGAAACAUUUAUUCUAAAAAAAAAAAAAAAAAAAAAAAAGCCAUGAGGUCAGGGGCUUUUAAUAAAUAAAUAACCAAGUGUUCUUUAAGUAAGAGGCAUCCUUCCCAUUGUGCCAAAUUUGUCUUCAUUUCUUUUGAAAUACAUGAUUGUUUUAUCCUCUACUUCUAUGUUGCUUUCCUUCGAAGGCACCUGAAGCACUUUAGUAGCAUGAGACCUCACAGUGCCUCUGUGAGUAGGUAAAUUGGACUUUCCUGUGUAGAAUGGAGAAUUCACGAAGGAGUUAAUCCUGCUCAGUAAUGCAAUAACGGGGCUUUGGGGCACCUCAGACCUCUGCUCCAUAUGUUCAGACUUCUGGAAAGUUUUCUGUACCUCAUUGUUAGUCACUGAAAAAGUUAGUAAAUAAAAUAAAUGAUGUUUAAAAGAAAAAAUUA